CUUUUAAUAGAUGCCGUAUCCUUGGUGUCAUCCAUGGCGUGCAUAUUUUCCUCACUGUUUUGGAGGGGUUUGGAACUAGUGACAUGGCAACUACUGAGAAAAGACCCUUAGAAAGAGAGGCACAAGCCUCCUCAGAUACUCCUGUGGAGAAGAAAGUGAAGGUUGUUGACACUUGUGAUUCAGACGAUAAACAAAAUGAUGGUGAUGUCAUUGAAAAUGGUGCUGCUUCAGACACAAAACUGCAAGAGGAAAGUGCUGAAAAUCAGAAAAAACACACAGAUUCAAAUGAAUCUAAUAAUGGAGCCUUGCAGUCAGAAGAAUCUUGUGAGUCAGAAAAGCAAGACAAUUUUGAAAAUAGUGCAAAUGAAAGCUUAAAUGACAAAGCUUCUGAGGAAGUGAGCAAUAAGUUAACGGAAAGAGAGCAGGAAGAAGCUACAAAUGGGAAAGAACAAGAUGGGGAGGCUGCCGUUGCCUUAGAUGAAAGCAGCCGAGAUUCUACCAUUUCCACUGGAUCAGCAUCAGGUGCCAAUACCCAAACAGCACCUGAAGGAAAGAAAAGAUUCAGAGUGCCUCAGUCAGAGCACAUUGGUGUUCUACUUUUGGCUGGACAGCACAACUGGGACAUGUGUGGCCGACAUAGGAACUCCAAGUGUGCAGAGAGGAGUUCUGAAAAGGGUCCGUUAUGGACAUUCCAUCGGAUCAAGGAUCUUGAGGGUAUUAGGGUGAGGAGAGUGGUAUCACAUUGCACUGCUGCACAUACUAUCAUCAUCACAGAGGAAGGAAAGACAAUGGCCUGGGGUCGGAAUGAGAAGGGACAGCUGGGUGUUGGGGAUACUGUGAGGAGGGAUCACCCAACCAUGAUAGAGGAUCUCAAAGACUUUAGAGUUGUUGAUGCUGCUUGUGGAAGGAGUCACACUCUUGUUCUUACAGAUCGUGGCUCUGUGUUCACUUUUGGAGAGAACAAGAUGGGUCAGCUGGGUCUGGGCAAUCAACAUCCUGUUAUUCAUACUCCAAGCAAGAUCACAUUCAAGGAGGGGCCAGUGGUCAAGGUUGCCUGUGGAGCUGAGUUCAGCAUGAUUAUUACUAACAGGGGCUGUCUGUAUUCAUUUGGAUGCCCUGAAUAUGGACAGUUAGGAAAUAAUACAGAUGGCAAGUAUUUUGCACACAACAACCGUCUAACCUUCAAUUGUGAACUCCUGCCAAUACGGGUGAGCAUCUUCAUUGAAAAAACCAAAGAGGGCCUCAUUUCCCCUGUGGAUAAUGUCUUCAUUACGGAUAUUGCCUGUGGGACCAAUCAUACGAUUGCAACAGACUCUCAGAAACGAGCCUUCAGUUGGGGUUUUGGUGGCUAUGGAAGAUUAGGGCAUGCAGAACCCAAGGAUGAGUUUGUACCUCGACUAAUCAAGGCCUUUGAUGGCCUCAAUCGAGGAGUAAAGAAAGUCUUUGCCGGGAGCAUCUUUUCUCUGGCCAUUGGUGAACUUGGUGGAUUGUUCCUUUGGGGUCAGACUAAGAGGGCAGGAGAUGCAAACAUGUAUCCAAAGCCUGUACAGGACUUCCAUGGAUGGGAUGUACGUGAUGUUGCAUGUGGGAAUUCCAGCUUGGUGGUUGUUGCUGAGGACACCCUUGUUACUUGGGGACCCAGUCCCACCUUUGGCGAGUUGGGUCAUGGAGAGCGGCUUAAGUCAACAUCAAAACCAAUGGAAGUGAGCUACAUGGAGGGAGUGCACAUCCAUACUGCCUCUUGUGGGAUUUGCCAUACACUUCUCAUUGCAAAAGAUGACACUGAAGAAGAUCGGCAGAAACUCGAGAAGUUCGCUGUGUUUGAACCUUGACGAUCUGCACACAUCUCAUCUCAUCUUGUCUUCCUUGCACCCUUCCUACAUGCUGCACGAAGGCACCUCAAAAUAAUUAAGCAGGGUAAUGGGUUGGAUCUAUCCUCAGCUCUUGCCUGUUUUACAGGGUAUGACAAAAAAAGACUAAACUUUUAGCCAAUAAAUUUCUGCUUGUACUUAUACUUUUUUCUUGCAACUUGGACUGUGUGUAGGCUGUUUCCAUGGGAUUUGUGAAAUUUUGCCAAAAUUUAAUGUGCUGAAGUGUGGCUAUAAGCAAUCAUUCAGAAGAGGGAUAUUAAAAAUGCAGAGGAACCCAUUCAGAUAGUACUGGGGGGAAAUGCCUUUAUGCUCUGACUGCUUAUCUUCCAGGCCACAUU
Darwinula stevensoni is the source of this 2209-nucleotide messenger RNA. The record is from the annotation of a GenBank genome assembly. Lineage: Eukaryota; Metazoa; Arthropoda; Ostracoda; Podocopida; Darwinulidae.